AUGGCGACGGUCGAUGUGCACCAACAGCCCUCGCGCAUCACGAUCCAACGUGCUCGUACCACCGGCCCGUCCUCGUCCUCGUCGCAGUCGCAAUCGUUCUGGCGCAAGACCGCGCGAGGUCAACUACAACGCGUCGUACACCAACACUACCUCCGGCCGUUGUCCUCCUUCCCUCCGCUCCCUUCCUCGAUCCCCAACUGGGUCGUGCUCGACACCAACGUCGUCCUGCACCAGUUCGACCUCGUCUCCUCCCCCCAAUUCCCCGCGAUCCUCCUCGUCGCUCAAACCGUGCUCGAUGAAGUCAGGCAUCGUUCCCUGCCUCUCUGGAAUCGGUUGAGGGCUUUGUGCGACGAGAACGCUACCAAAGCGAAUACGUCGGCCGAGCAAGUCAAGAGGGCUUAUACGGUAUGGAACGAGGCCAGCGAGGAACUCUUUCUCGAGACGAAUGGUGCCGAGUCGCCGAAUGAUCGCAAUGAUAGGGGUCAGUCCAGAAAGUAGUCGGGCCACUCCUGUGUCUCUCAUCUGAUCGGAUUCAUCCCGCAGCCAUCCGUCAUUUGGCAAGCUACUACGCGGCGCAUUUGGGCACUCCACUCUCGGCCUCGGACGAACCCUCGUCAUCGAAGCGACAAAAGACCACCACCACAGCCUCAGCCAAAUCAUGCGUAAUCCUCUUGACCGACGACGAAGGCAACAAACAACAAGCCCAAGCGCAGAAGAUUCCGACCAUGACCGUCCGGGAAUACGUCCAUGCCCAACCUCAGCAGGUCCAGGAUGAACUGCUCGAUCUCCUCGCUCAAGCGGGCAUCGAUUCCCAUCGCUCCGCUGGCGGUCACAAGGGGAGGGCAUUGUAUCCCGAGGUGAGCGACGAAGACGAUUAAGCCGAACUUGUAUUCAUCCCGAGACUCAAGUUUCUGCGUCGUCGUCUGCCCACAGUACCUCUUGCCUUCGGUCCUUCAAGCCGGCGUCAAGGCCGGCAAAUUGUUCCAGGGCCAUUUCAAUCCCAACCCGUACAAUUACAAAGAGGUGCGUCCGAGGUGAGCGGUCUAUCCGGAAAGUCGCUUACCAGGACCAUUCUCCUCCCGCGCACAGGCCACGGUCGCAUGCCACGGUCGUACGAAACCGAUCCUCCUCGUCGGCCUCGAGAGCAUGAACCGGUCCGUCGCCGGCGAUGUCAUCGUCGUCGAACUCUUGCCCGAAUCGCAAUGGCAAGGCGCGGCCGUCGAUGUCGUCGAUGCCGAUACCGUAGCCAAAAACGACGAUCCAGAUGCUGAAUCGGCCGAUGGAUCCGAUGAAGAGAUCGAUGGUCAGAGUGAUGAUGACGAGGACUCGACGAAACCUGUGGCGAGAAAGGACGUGCAACCGACCGGUCGUGUCGUCGGGGUCAUGAAGCGCAACUGGAGGACCUACGUCUGCCACCUUGAUCGAUCAUCCCUACCUCCCGCAGCUCUAACCUCGACGACUUCGACCCCGAUCUUUGCCUCCCCCGUCUCGCGCUCGAUCCCUCGCAUUCGUAUCCUAACGCGCCAAGCCGCGCUCUUGUCGACGCAAAAGUUCCUCGUCUCGAUCGAUCGAUGGCCCACGACGUCCAAGUACCCCGAAGGGCAUUUCGUCCGUACGUUGGGUCAAGUUGGGAGUAAGGAGGGUGAACUGGAGUCGUUGUUGGAAGAAUGGGAAGUGCCUUAUCGACCUUUUUCGAACGCGAUCUUGAGUUGUCUUCCUGAAGAAGGGGACAGUUGGGUCGUUCCGCCCAAGGAUGACGACCCCAAGGGGAUCUGGCAAGGUCGAGUCGAUAUGAGGGACGAAAUCGUCUGCUCGAUCGAUCCGCCUGGAUGCCAGGACAUUGACGACGCCUUGCAUGCCAAACGUUUACCGAACGGCAACAUCGAAGCUGGUGUACAUAUCGCCGAUGUCUCGCAUUUCGUCCAUCCCGAUAACCCCAUGGACGCCGAAGCCGCAUCAAGAGGAACAACAGUCUACCUCGUUGAUAAACGAGUCGACAUGUUGCCUGCUCUCCUAGGGACGAACCUGUGUUCGCUUCGACCGUAUGUUGAGAGGUUGGCGUUUUCGGUCAUAUGGGAGAUUGACGACGAGGCGAAUUUGGUCGAUGUGAGGUUCACAAAGACUGUGAUUGCUUCGAAGGAGGCGUUCACGUACGAGGCGGCGCAAAAGAGGAAGGAUAACAAGUACGUUCCAUUGUCGAAGCAGUUGGCUUGAGAUUGGAGGCAAUAACAUGACAAUCGACCCCUCCAGAUCCCUCAACGACCCUCUUACGAAUGGCAUCCGACUUCUCAACUCGAUCGCCAUCAAGUUGCGCGCCAAACGCUUCGAAGCCGGCGCCUUGAACCUCGCUUCCCCCGAAGUCAAGAUUCACAUGGAAUCCGCCGAGUCGUCCGAACCGAUCGACGUCGAACAGAAGGAGAUGUACGAGACGAAUUCGUUGGUCGAGGAGUUCAUGUUGUUGGCCAAUAUCUCCGUCGCGAGGAGGAUUUAUGAACAGUUCCCUCAGACUGCGGUGCUGAGGUGCGUCCCGAGCCUUGUUCGAUGCAGACGGUGGAGUUUGGAAUUGAUGGGAAAUGUGUUCUUUGGAAUCACGCAGGCGGCACGCUCCACCGCCAAAGACAAACUUUGAGGUCCUGCAGGACGUCCUGGCGAAACGAAGGGGGAUGAGUCUCGACGCGUCCAGUUCAGGUGCCCUUGCGAAAUCGCUCGACGAAUGCGUCGUAAGUUCGCCCCCCACCACGCUUCGCCAAAACGCACGAACUGAUCCCCUGGAGUUGGACCCUACUCAGGACCCGGAAUUACCGGCGUUCAACACCCUCGUCCGCAUCAUGGCGACGCGCUGCAUGCUCUCCGCCGAAUACUUCUGUUCCGGAUCGCUGGCGCGGUCCGAGUUCAGUCACUACGGACUCGCCUCCCCGAUCUACACGCAUUUCACUUCGCCUAUCCGUCGCUACGCCGACGUCUUGGUCCAUCGACAAUUAUCCGCCGCUUGUUCUUCCACUCCCUUACACGCGGGUUUACAGACCAAAGCAUUCGUGGAGAAGACGCUGGGCGUGGUGAACAAACGACAUCGAGGGGCUCAACAAGCCGCGAGGGCGAGUAUCGAGUUUUAUGUCGCGUUGGCGAUUGAGGGGAGGGAGACUGCUAGAGUCGGGCAGGGCUUGGGUAAGGUGAGGGCCGAGGCGUUUGUGAUUAGGACGUUUAGGAAUGGGGUGGCUGUGUUUGUUUCGCAGUGAGUUUCUUGGGGGCGGUGUCGAUUGGUUUGAUUGUGGUUGUGCGGUGGAUUGACGAGGUUUUUUUGGUCGUGGUUCUUAGAUUCGGUCUAGAAGGCCUCGUCACCUUCAAAAGGGAGAACGAUUACGAUGCCGAAAAGUACGAGAUCUCGAUCCCGACGUCCAAAGAUGGACAGGACAAGGUGACGAUUGGGGUUUUCGAUAAAGUGACGGUCGAGAUUUCGGUGGAGAAGGAUAAGAAUACGCAGAGGGGCAAGGUGAGGAUGGAGUUGGUCGAACCGGUCGAUUCGAGGGGGAUGUAG
Molecule: messenger RNA, 3535 nt
Organism: Microbotryum saponariae
Lineage: Eukaryota; Fungi; Basidiomycota; Microbotryomycetes; Microbotryales; Microbotryaceae
Source: the annotation of a GenBank genome assembly